This is a messenger RNA of Clupea harengus (Atlantic herring), 2911 nucleotides long. RefSeq names its product tetratricopeptide repeat domain 19 (gene ttc19). Gene Ontology annotation, biological process: mitochondrial respiratory chain complex III assembly. Gene Ontology annotation, molecular function: protein binding. Lineage: Eukaryota; Metazoa; Chordata; Actinopteri; Clupeiformes; Clupeidae. The record is from RefSeq and is a predicted model, not a curated record. Gene Ontology annotation, cellular component: mitochondrial inner membrane.
CUUUAAGAGAUAUCACGUGGUAUCUCCAGAGAAUUUCUGCAUGAACUAUGGCGCUACCCAUUAGCUGUCGUCUUCUGCUAUCACACUUAUCUCGAUUUAAUUCCUGUGUUUUGGAAACGUCGAGUAGGCCUAUUUUAUGCAAGAGCAAUGUAUUGCUUGCUCUAAGGGAACUGAUUAAUGGGCAAACAGCGAAUAUUUCUCCGUCCUUGGCGUGGAGAAGCGCAGUGAGCAGAAGGUCAUUCCGACGUUGUAUCAGUAGCCACGUAAACGAGGAAAGCCAAAAUGGAGAUAAAUCCAGCAAGCGGAAUGUAUUAUGGUGUGCUGUUGCAGCUUUCUCCUUCUUCGGCAAGGCUGACGAUGAGAGAGAUGAGGCGCAGAAGGCAGAGGAUGAAAUCAUUUUGCUACUGAAAAAAGCCAAGCUCAGUAUGAUGCGGGACGAGUUGGACGCAGCCAGUGGCUUCUUGCAUCAGGCCAUAAGACUGGCUCAUCAGACUCAUAACACACAGGCCAUUAUCUACACAUACAGCUUGAUGGCAAACCUCGCCUUUGUUCAAGGUCAGCUGACCAAUGCAGAGAAACUCUUCAAGGCAGCCAUGAGUUUCAUGCUCUCUGGGGGAACGCCUCAGGAUCACAAUGCAGUCAUUGAGAUGUCCUUGAAGCUGGCAAGCAUAUAUGCCUCUCAGAACAAGAAUGAAUUGGCAGAGCAUGGGUUCCAGUUUUGUACAGAAUCUCUGGAGGGCAAGAUUGCGAAACACAAGGAGCUCCCCCUAGAGGAGUUAUCAGACGAGGAGAGGAAGGACACGCGGCUGCUGCUGGGUCUGUGUCUGGACGCCAGGGCGCGCUACCUGGCUGUCUCCCAUCGGCUGGCCGAGGCCACGACCGAUUACCGCCGCGCCCUGCAGAUCUGUUCAGAGGAGCAGGGAGAGUCACACCCACAGACUCUGGUGCUGAUGAGUGAUCUUGCCACAAUUCUGGACCUACAGGGUAAGCAUGAGGAAGCCCUCGGCCACAUAAACAGGGCCAUGCAGCUGGGGAAGGACGCCGGCCACCCCGACCAGCACGUGCUUCAGAGCAACAUGGCUGCCAUUCUGAUGCAUCAAGGCCAGUUUGAAGAGGCCAGUAGGCUGUUCCACGAGGCCCUGGCUCUGGCUCAGGCCAUGGGAGACAGAGAGGCAGAGGAGCAGAUCCAGGAAGGGCUGAAGGAGCUGGCCAGCAGGAGAGAUGCCCAGACGGACGGCAAGCCUGCUGGACAAACUGAGUGUCAGGCCGAGGGUCAGGCAGCAUCAGAAUGACGUAAACAAGUUCCACUGUAGGUUUCCAACAUGACGGUGGGCAGCCUCAGGUGAAAACCCGCGUAGUGUGUUCAAACUCCCUUGCCUGUUCCCGAACCAUGCCACCACAAUGUGCCCUGUGUCUCCGUGCUGUCUGUGGUUUGAACAUCCAACCAACUGCCGUUUUGGAGUGAAGACGUAUUACCCAGUGUUCACCAGCCGUGACUUUUGCAUAACAAGACCAGGUCCUUGCUCUCGCAGCACCCACAUGGUGGUAGCUACAUUUAUUUUGUUCUUCUCCCUGUUUACUCUAUGGUUUCCUCAUUCAGAUGUUGUGCAAUGGUAAAAUAAACAGACCUGUGUAGCAGUUAAUGAGACUCAGGGAAGUGGUCAUACAAGGAACAUUGCGGCCAUGGUCUGGCUGGUAAACAGCCUUCAUUUUGUGAAACUGUUUACAUGUGAAUUUUUAUAACUGUCAGGACCAAUUGAAUGCUGGGUUAGAUUGGCCUCCCCACAUUCAAAGUGUGUCAGGCAACUGAGGGGAUCCAUUUGAAACUGGAAGCACAAUUGGAAACUGAAUUGUCCAAGCAAUAUUAUCCUGUGUUUGUGUUCGGACGAGGAGGUGGAAUAAAAGAAACCUGUCACGGAUGGUCACGCUGUGAGCUUUUAUUUGAUUUCACAUAAAUAAUCUCAGCCUGAUAUAAUUCCAUCUUAACUGUAUGUUUCUCACACUGAAUAUUAUUUUAUGAUCCUCACACAAAAAAAAAUCACCUCAGUCCAGUUUAGUUGACCAUAUGUAAUGUUUUGCACUUCAUGAUUAGACAAAUUUGGCUUUAAGAAAGAACAUAGGAACAUGUGCACAUAAAUGUUACGUAUGUCAAAAGGCUGUACAUUUUUUAAAUACACUGCUUAAAUGUGAUUGCAGUGGAAUAAAUGUUUAAAAUAUAUGUUUUAUAUGAUAUGUUUGUUUUGAAUGCAUCUCUGUCAAAUCACAGGUGUCCAGUAAAUGUUCAUCAUCUGUGUACUCUGUCAUCAGUUGUCACAGAGUUUGAAUUUGGCAGUGGGAAUGACCGAAGGCCCGUCGGAGAGAUCUUCAGUAGGCUACUUGUCUUCUAAUCAUAUUGAGGUCAAAAGAGUGCAGUGAACUUGUAGACAUAAUCUUGUACACAGGGAGGCAGUGUUUAGAGUAGUUUGAUUUCAAUCGUUUUCAGUGGUGAGGUGUGGGCAGGUGUGGGUAAGAACAGCGACUUCGGUGUGGGUGUAAAUGUUAUGGCAAAAACAGAAAUAGUACAAUGAGCUACUAAGAAUUGGGUUUAUGACAUUUCGAAACAAAAAAACCUGAGAAAAAUAGUUCUUCUACUUUUAGAAGACUCCUCCACUUCUCUAAGACUCUUCCUUGUGUGCUGUUCGUGUUUUAGCAUUUAAAAAUUCCACAGAAACCCAGGUUUGUGUGUGAUAGCUGUGCACCAUCAUUUGAUAGGAUGUAUAUUUCAAAGACAGCAGGUAAAGGAACCAAACUGUGCUGAUUGGUUGUAUGCCUGAGAUGUGUUUACUCUGCAAAGGGCCAGUUAGGAGGACAAAUUAUUCAUAUUAAUAUAUGCCUACAUUGUGUAUUAAACUUGUUGCUGUACACAACAAAA